Staurois parvus is the source of this 741-nucleotide messenger RNA. NCBI's taxonomy places the organism in Eukaryota, Metazoa, Chordata, Amphibia, Anura, Ranidae. The record is from the annotation of a GenBank genome assembly.
CACAACAGAUCACCGAUCCAUGGAAAGAGCCAAAGAUGUCGGCUCAGUCAUGUGAUCAGCUGUGUCCAAUCACAGCUGAUCACAUGUAAACAGGGAAAUGCCGGUUAUCGGCAUUUCUCUCCCCACGAGCUGUCACGCUGACAGCUCACAGAUCAUCAGAGCACUGAUGAUCAGUGUGUCCUGAUGAUCUGUGUAGCCCCGGCAGCGCCACCUGUCAGUGUCCAUCAGUGCCAGCUCUCAGUGCCACAUCAGUGCCACAUCAAUGCCACAUAUCAGUGCCCAUCUGAGCUGCCUUUCAGUGUCACCUAUCAGUGCCAGUCAGUGCCACCUAUCAAUGCCAGUCAGUGCCACCUAUCAGUGCCGCCUAACAAUGCCAGUCAGUGCCACCUAACAGUGCCAGUCAGUGCCGCCUAUCAGUGCCAGUCAGUGCCGUCUAUCAGUGCCACCUAUCAGUGCCGCAUAUCAGUGCCAUAUACGAGUGCUGCCUUUCAGUGCCCAUCAGUGAUGCCUGUCAUUGCCCAUCAGUGCGACAUACCAGUGCCUCCUCAUCAGUGCCCAUCAGUGCCACCUAUCAGUGUCCAUCAGUGCAGCAGCCUAUCAGUGCCCAUCACUGCAGCCUCAUUAGCGCACAUACGUGAAGGAGAAAAAUCACUUAUUUACAAAAUUUUUAUAACAAAAACUAAGAAAAAUUUUUUUUUUUCAACAUUUUCAGUGGUUUUUGUUUUGUUUAAGAAAAAAGAA